This is a messenger RNA of Chinchilla lanigera (long-tailed chinchilla), 2063 nucleotides long. RefSeq names its product golgi to ER traffic protein 4 (gene Get4). Gene Ontology annotation, biological process: protein insertion into ER membrane. Gene Ontology annotation, cellular component: BAT3 complex; cytosol. Lineage: Eukaryota; Metazoa; Chordata; Mammalia; Rodentia; Chinchillidae. The transcript has 9 exons. The record is from RefSeq and is a predicted model, not a curated record. Gene Ontology annotation, molecular function: protein binding. The coding region runs from base 98 to 1096 and encodes 332 amino acids.
CCACCGUAGAGGGCGUCCAGAGGCCGCUGGGACGGAAGCCGGGAAGCGCCGCCGACCGCGCCUGCGACAGCGUCAGCUCUGCGCGGAGCGCCGGCCCAUGGCGGCGGCGGCGGCGGCGGCGGCGGCGGCGAUGGCGGAGCAGGAGGGCGCCCGCAAUGGCGCCCGCAACCGGGGCGGCGUCCAGCGCGUAGAGGGCAAGCUACGCGCCAGCGUCGAGAAGGGCGACUACUACGAGGCUCACCAGAUGUACCGGACCCUCUUCUUCAGAUACAUGUCUCAGAGCAAACACGCGGAGGCCCGAGAGCUCAUGUACUCAGGAGCAUUGCUUUUCUUCAGUCACGGCCAGCAAAACAGUGCAGCAGACCUAUCCAUGCUGGUCCUGGAAUCCCUGGAGAAGGCUGAAGUUGAUGUGGCUGAUGAGCUGCUGGAAAACCUGGCUAAAGUGUUCAGUUUGAUGGACCCAAAUUCUCCGGAGCGAGUGGCAUUUGUGUCCAGAGCCCUGAAGUGGUCUAGUGGAGGAUCUGGGAAACUGGGCCAUCCCCGGCUCCACCAGCUGUUGGCCCUCACGUUGUGGAAAGAACAGAACUACUGUGAGUCUCGAUAUCACUUCCUGCACUCCACAGAUGGCGAGGGCUGUGCCAAUAUGCUGGUAGAAUACUCAACCGCCCGGGGCUUCCGCAGCGAGGUGGACAUGUUCGUGGCCCAGGCAGUGCUACAGUUUCUUUGUUUAAAAAAUAAAAACAGUGCAUUGGUGGUCUUCACAACGUACACGCAGAAGCACCCAUCAAUCGAGGAUGGUCCCCCGUUUGUUCAGCCCCUGCUCAAUUUCAUCUGGUUCCUGCUGUUGGCUGUGGAUGGUGGCAAGCUGGCAGUGUUCACAGUUCUGUGUGAGCAGUACCAGCCGUCCCUCCGGAGGGACCCGAUGUACAACGAGUACCUGGACAGGAUAGGACAGCUGUUCUUCGGUGUGCCGCCCAAGCAGACGUCUUCCUAUGGAGGCUUGCUAGGAAACCUGCUGAGCAGCCUCAUGGGCUCCUCAGAGCAGGAGGAGGGGGAGGAGAGCCAAGACGACAGCAGCCCCAUCGAGCUGGACUGAGCUGCCUGGCCUGCGUGGAGAUGCCCGGUCAGCGCUGCCCAGACGGCUUCAGACUUGAGGCCCAGAAGGCAGCUGCUUAUACCUGGCGGCUCCUAGGCUGCAGCUGCCGGGGGCUGCCCUGCAAUGUCUGUCCCUAUUUAUGGAAGGUGGCGGAGUGCUGCACGGUGGCCUGGCGCUGUGUGGCUGGGACGCAACGCGAGGCCUGGGCUCCUGCAGCCAACUGUGUCCCCUCAGCUCGAUCCACAAUAAAGCACAGGCCCUGGUGCGCCUCCCUCUGCCGUCCUUGUCUCUGGUUCCUUGGGGAGGGCUGUGGGGCCGGUGGCCUGGUGUCCAGCAAAGCCCAUGGUGUGGGCCAGGAGGCAGUGGAUUCCAGACGUGUGGAUUGAGCUGGGCCUUCUGCGGCCCCACAAGUGAGAGCAAGAUUCUUGUUUAUAUUUUUGUUUCGAACAUGAGGUCAUUUUGUAGUCAUGGUGUCCCUCUCCUUGUUGGAACACAUGAGCUGUGGGAUCAUCCCGUGCCUGCGGGUCCUCCAGGCCGUGGGCCCCACAGUGCCCUGUAUGGCCAGUGAGGCUCCUCUGCACAAGUCCAGAGCCACAGCCCUGCUGGCCUCUGAGGGCCGCGCUGCUGCCCCCAAAGCGUCAUUUCCGAAAGGGGUGCCGCAGAACAUGCCCUUGGUGAUGCAGUAUUUAUUUUUAUUGGGUGAUGGGUUUCUCUAACCUAAUGUUUUUGGUGUUAACCAAAUAACCAGGAAUGAGCAAAUCUGUCCUUUAUCACUGAUAAUAUUCCACGUUACCAGUAUAAUUAUAAAGGGCAACACUUUAUUUUUUCACAAUUAAAAUAAGAGUUGUAGAUUAAUACACAAUGACCAUGCAUGGGAAGGAGGGAAAUAUACGUUAUUUACUGUAAAAAUGGAAUUUAAAGGGAGGCUUGUGUCAAUGUUGCGUAUAAAUAAAUCCUUUGUACUGGC